Messenger RNA from Nymphalis io (European peacock), 1113 nucleotides. RefSeq lists its product as uncharacterized. Lineage: Eukaryota; Metazoa; Arthropoda; Insecta; Lepidoptera; Nymphalidae. The record is from RefSeq and is a predicted model, not a curated record. The transcript has 2 exons. Bases 211 to 1020 code for a protein of 269 amino acids.
UGGCCGUCGUUCGACAGUAAAAGUAACGCUCAAUUUCAAAUUCAAUGAAAGACGAAUUAAACAUUAAGCAGUUGAAUAGUAAACGAUUGAAAUGUUUUUUGUUACAUUACGUGUUUCAAACUAACAAUGUCCAAUAUAAACAUACUGACGAUUUCGAGUCUAAAAAUUAAAAAAAACUUACUCUUUAUUUAUUAACAUUCAACGAUUGACAUGUACAAGGUAUGUUUGGAAAUCAUUGUAAUGUCAAUUUUCAAAUUUGGAAUACUGGAUGCAAAAUGGCCAAAUCCCAAAAAAGACACAUUGGUAUUCAUCGCUAAUCCCGUGGAAGCCGACAUGCCAGGACACUGGAUACCGUUAAGCAUUGUAAAAGUUAUGUUACAAGGAACCACUAAAAAUGAUAUAAAAAAGUUAGCUCAUAUUGAAACGGUAUUAGCGAGAACAUCCACAAGAAUGAUGACGACAAAAGCAACAACCACAACGACCACGACAACAACGACUCAAACACCGACCACGCCAAUAACGACAGUGACAACAACAAAGGAUGAAGUUCCUUCUACGACUACGCCAACAACGAGUACUACAAAAACAACGACGACUACACCUCCGCCACCACCAACAGCGCUACCUCCGGAUACAGAAACGACACCUACUACAACAACGACGACACCGACAACAACAACUACUGAAGCAUCAACUAUGACAUUAACAACGAUAACGACUCCGACCACAACUACAACCCCGACAACAACUACAACCCCGACAACAACUACGACCCCGACAACAACUACGACCCCGACAACAACUACGACCACGAUAACAACAACGACUCCGACAACAACAACGACCCCAACAACCACAACGACCCCAACAACAACAACGACCCCGACGACAACAACUACCCCAACAACAACUACUACUACUACUACUACUACUACUACUACUACACCGACAACUACAACAAAACAAGGCCCAAAACGUGGUAAACCAAUCACAGACGCUCACGAAAAUAGGAAUAAUUAGAUUAUAAAUAAUCUUCGUUUUGUCUAGAACUUAUUUUGUACAAAGUUUUAAAAUAGAAAUAAAUAAUCAAUUUAUAAUAAUAACCCACAAAGA